Messenger RNA from Sclerotinia sclerotiorum 1980 UF-70, 261 nucleotides. RefSeq lists its product with no specific name. Lineage: Eukaryota; Fungi; Ascomycota; Leotiomycetes; Helotiales; Sclerotiniaceae. The coding region runs from base 1 to 261 and encodes 86 amino acids. The transcript has 3 exons. The record is from RefSeq and is a predicted model, not a curated record.
AUGAUGGAGCAUGGAAUAAAUCUUGUUCUGAUGUCAAUUACGUCGUUGCAGUGCCCUAUGAGCAACAGCAGGAUGUCUGAGACUGAUCCACAAUUCCCGGGUGAAUUUCGAAAUCCGGGGAAAGUCAUAAAUGGCCUAUCCAAGGAUAGGGAGUUUACUUUGGGAUAUAAUUCCGUAGUACCCCGUCGAUAUCAUGCACUCAAUACUCACUGGGACUCAAAUCAGGUCACUGUGUUCUUUCCUGACUACCGAGGAUUGUAA